CUGGGUCAUUAGCUUGCUCGAACAGUUUGAGUUGACGUUUUGAACUUAAUUUGAAAGUUUGAAAUGGCUUGCGCUUAACACUGCUGUAUGACUUAAAGUGUGAGGUCAAACAUAAAACCGCAGUAGUUCGCUCAUCAGACUUGUUGUGUGAAAUGUUUUCAGCGGUGUCGAAAGCUUCUGGAACUAUAUUAUUAACCACAAACAAAACGAAAGUCCCACGCUGUGGAUGCAGGGCUCUUGGUUUCCUCUUAAAGAGAGCCUCUAGUUCUUCUGGAGGCGACAAAGCAACGUGUAGUGGAUCAGCCGCUGGCCGCCCUGUGGUAACGGAGCGGAGGGGAACUGUGGUUACCGUGGCGAUAAACCGUCCCGAAGUACGUAACGCGGUAAACCAGGAGACUGCCCGCCUGUUGCUGGAGGAACUUCGAACCUUCAAUACAGACCACACCCUCAACGUAGCCAUACUCCACGGCAUUGGAGGGAAUUUCUGCGCUGGUUAUGAUCUGAAAGAGCUGGCCCAUCACUCUGCCUCUCUCAAAUUGGAGCAAGAUGUCAGAGAGGGUCCCGCUCCUAUGGGUCCUUCGCGCCUGACGUUGGCAAAGCCCCUGAUAGCGGCGGUCAGCGGUUACGCCGUCGCAGGGGGGCUGGAGCUGGCCCUGCUGGCGGACCUCAGGGUGGUGGAGGAGAGCGCCGUCAUGGGGGUGUUUUGUCGCAGAUUCGGUGUGCCGUUGAUUGAUGGGGGGACAGUGAGGCUGCCUCGGCUCAUUGGCCUGUCCCGGGCUCUGGACCUCAUCCUGACGGGUCGACCCAUUGGAGCCCAGGAGGCGCUGUCAUUCGGACUCGCCAACAGGGUGGUGCCGGACGGACAAGCCUUACAGGUGGCCUUAGAGCUGGCAGAGCAAAUCAGCUCCUUCCCUCAGGGCUGUCUCCGUGCCGACCGUGCCUCCGCCUACCAUGCCACUUUUGACUCCGCCUCCUUCACCGAAGCCAUGCAGUAUGAGACAGACCAUGGCCUGCCCAUCAUCCAGGCUGAGGCUGUCGCCGGGGCAACCAGAUUCGACUCAGGGGCUGGGAGAGGGGGAAAAUUCUCCUAA
Messenger RNA from Chanos chanos (milkfish), 1091 nucleotides. Its product is annotated as probable enoyl-CoA hydratase. The transcript is spliced from 6 exons. The coding region runs from base 153 to 1091 and encodes 312 amino acids. Gene Ontology annotation, molecular function: catalytic activity. NCBI's taxonomy places the organism in Eukaryota, Metazoa, Chordata, Actinopteri, Gonorynchiformes, Chanidae. The record is from RefSeq and is a predicted model, not a curated record.